Molecule: messenger RNA, 3075 nt
Organism: Pseudoliparis swirei
Lineage: Eukaryota; Metazoa; Chordata; Actinopteri; Perciformes; Liparidae
Gene: elac2
Product: elaC ribonuclease Z 2
Exons: 24
Coding region: 288-2897 (869 amino acids)
Biological process (GO): mitochondrial tRNA 3'-end processing
Cellular component (GO): mitochondrion
Molecular function (GO): 3'-tRNA processing endoribonuclease activity
Source: RefSeq, a predicted model, not a curated record
UAGUGGAGCUAUCCCCGCCUUCUUCCCUUAAAGCGCCGCUGCGAUUGGUCCACAGACCUGGUAAAUAUUGACCCCACCAACCAAUGGGCGUCAAGCCCCCUCUACGUCAUCAUUAGAUGCCGGAAGCGGUGUCCCAUGUGUGAACCAACCUCUAGAAUCUGGCUGAAUGUGCUCUCAGCACAUUCAUUUAACCUCGGUAACUUUUUUAAAAUAAGCGUGGAAAUGUACCAACAAGCGUUACGUUACUAAUCGGUGCUGUUUAUUCAAAUUAUUAUAUCGUAUUUAUUAUGAAUACGGUCCGUUUGAAGCUCCGGUCCUUCACACGUCUGUAUAGUAAAAGCAGAGCUCUCUCUGCGGCUCCUUCUCCGGCUGUCACGAGCUGCUGUUUUCCUCCUCGCCGGACUGUCUUCCAGUUUCCCCGAACGAUGGCCGCUAACGAGUGUAACGCCCCGGAGACGAGGCCGCCGCCGGGUCCGAAGAAGGCCAAGCACAAGGAGCCGCUGCGCCGGGUGAAGACCAAAGAGAACCGGGGCAGGCGAGGCGACGUCCACGGGCCGUCCACGGUGUUCCUGCAGGUGGUCGGCGCCGGCAGCAGAGACAACGCCGCGUCCCUCUACGUCUUCUCCGAGUACAACCGAUAUCUGUUCAACUGUGGAGAAGGAACACAGAGACUCAUGCAGGAACACAAACUGAAAGCGGCUCGGCUGGACAACAUCUUCCUGACCCGGCUGAGCUGGGAGAACGUGGGAGGUCUAUCGGGGAUGAUAUUAACCCUGAAGGACACCGGUGUUCCAGAGUGCGUUCUCUCUGGACCUCCACAGCUGGUGGAUUAUCUGAACGCCAUCAAGUCGUUUUCUGGCCCGCUGGAAGAGAUCAAGCUGUCGGUCCGACCGUACACCGAGGAGUCGUACGUCGACGAGACGAUGACCGUUCACCAGGUGCCGAUAUUCGCUGCCUCGAAGCCCGGCGGCAGGAAGCUGUCCCCCGAGUCGGGCCGGAGCAGCCCCCCUCGUAGCCCCGCCUCCCCCGGGAGAGACGGUCUCCACGGCAACAGCCGUGAGUCACCAACUGACAGAGGAGACGGACGGAGAACAACUCGAGAUAAUUCGUUGGUCGUUUCCUUCGUUUGCAAACUUCAUCCCAAGAGAGGAAACUUCCUGGUGGCUCAAGCGAGGGCUCUCGGUCUGCCCGUGGGCACCGCGGCCAUCGGGCCGCUCAUCGGAGCGCUGAAGGGCGGGAAAAGUAUCACGUACGAAGGCAAAGAGAUCCACCCGGAGCAGGUCUGCACCCCCACUGAUCCAGGACCAGUCUUCAUCAUCGUGGAGUGUCCGUCGGAGGAGUUUGUCGAGGCGGUUUGCACCAAUCAGGAGCUGAGCAGGUACCAGCAGGGGGCGACAGAGGACGCGGCUGCGCUGGUGGUCCACUUGACCCCAGAGUCCGUUCUGUCCACGGAUCAGUACAAGAGCUGGAUGGAGAGGUUUCCCUCCACCACACAACACCUGGUCCUGAAUGAACGGGUCCAGACGGUCCACAACGUCAGGAGCCACAAGAUCCAGGCCCAGCUGAACGUGAUCCACCCCGACAUCUUCCCCGAGCUCAAAGCCUGCAGAUCAACGGAGGCUCCGGCUGCUCUGCCCGUCCCGACCGUCAGAGCCGAGUGUUGUCUCAAGUUCCAGCUCCGACCCGUAAUGGAGUGGCAGAGGGAGGCCGUCACCUCCUGCAACGUGGAGGAGUUUGUGAAGGAGGCGUUAGAGGUCCCCAACUUCCUGGAAGAAGUGGACAAGUGCAGAAAGAUCUGCUCCACCAACGCCGCCGAGCUUCCUGUGAAAGCAGCACAGAAGCACCCUGAGGUGGUGUUCCUGGGAACCGGCUCCGCUCUGCCCAUGAAGAUCCGGAACGUCAGCGGCACGCUGGUGAACAUCAGCCCGUCUCAGUCGCUGCUGCUGGACUGCGGCGAGGGAACCUUCGGCCAGCUGUGCCGUCACUACGGCGACGGCGUGGACGCCGCACUGGCCAAGAUCUCCACCGUCUUCAUCUCUCACAUGCACGCCGACCACCACACGGGUCUGCUGAUGUUGCUCUACCAGAGGGAGCGAGCUCUGGCGACGCUGGGCGUGGCGUUCAGCCCGGUCCACCUGGUGGCGCCGGUCCAGAUCAUGACGUGGCUCAACCAGUACCACGACUACUGUGAGGAGAUCCUCCACCACGUCACCUUCAUCCCGAACAAAGUGCUGGUGGACGGCGGUGAGACGCCGAAGCAGAGAACAAAGUCGUUGAUCCAAGAGCUGCUGAAGAAGAACGACUUGGAGGAGUUCCAGACGUGCAUCGUGCAUCACUGCAGGAACGCCUACGCCUGCAGCUUCACCCACCGGUCCGGCUGGAAGCUGGCGUUCUCCGGCGACACCAUGCCCUGCGACGCCUUCGUGCGCGUGGGAAAGAACGCCACGCUCCUGAUCCACGAGGCCACGCUGGAGGACGGCCUGGAGGAGGAAGCCGUGGAGAAAAGACACAGCACGACCUCGCAGGCCAUCGGCGUCGGCUUGAGGAUGAACGCCGACUUCAUCGUGCUGAACCACUUCAGCCAGCGCUACGCCAAGAUCCCGCUCUUCAGCGAGGACUUCGACGACCGCGUCGGGAUCUCCUUCGACCACAUGAGGAUUCGCUUCGGGGACUUCAAGACCCUCCCCCUUCUCAUCCCCGCCCUCAAGACCCUCUUCGCCGAGGAGAUCGGCGAGAUGGAGGGAAGGCGGGAGAAGAGGGAGCUGAGGCAGCCGAGAGGGGGAGGCGGCUCCGAGGGGUUGAUGGCUCCCGAGGACGACGUGAGCCGCGGCGCUAAAAGACACCAGCAGGGGGCGGCGACGCACGCCGAAGACGCCAAGAGGCUGAAGAGCAGCUGAGGGGCAAAACAGACUUUUGAGAUCUUUUAUUUCAAGAUGUUGCUUUUUGAAUUUUAUUUUUUUAUUUUGGCUCGUGUGGUUCUUGUUGAAGGGAAAAAAACAGAAGUAUAUUUCCUUCUUUGCCAUGUACAAAACUUAGUUUUAUUUUUCAUUCAACAGAAUAAAAAGAUUCCGCACA